Amoebophrya sp. A120 is the source of this 579-nucleotide messenger RNA. NCBI's taxonomy places the organism in Eukaryota, Dinophyceae, Syndiniales, Amoebophryaceae. The record is from the annotation of a GenBank genome assembly.
AUGCGGAAUAGGCAUCCAGAAGCCCUCAAAAAAUCUCUGAUGCUAGGGCAUGCAUCACAGAUAUCAUGGCUCAUGCCAAACUUGCAUGACAAGUCUCAGAAUCUUCCAGACCCAGACAUUUUUACAUUUGAUAGCCCAACCUGCAAGGCCAAAAUCCACGGACCCUGUUGGGCUAUGUACCGCCAGCAGCAGCGCUCAAAUCCGGGUGGUCUUUUAAUAUGCUCUGGAGGUCGUGGAGCAGCAUGUGCAGGAGAUGUUGACAGCAGGGGCGGCUCCUGCGACAAUGGUACCAUGCAGAGUUCCGGGCGACGCGGUUGGGGUGUACUAGAUUCUGUAGAAGUAGAACAGCAGCGAGCUUCAUCCGGUAGAAAUGCCGCGACGAGCCAGGAGAACUUACUCCUGCUGCAGCCCAAAUUUCGCUCCCUGUUGGCGCACAACUACCGCAAGAUUUUGCGGGACGAAGAGAGACAGCAGAGAGGGCCGCGAGGGAUAUGGAUUGUAAAAAUGUCUGAGUCUGGGUCUGGAAAGUUGGAACUUGUGAUGCUAACUUUGGACUCUAAAAAAAUCUGUAUUGCAUGA